Penicillium cosmopolitanum is the source of this 204-nucleotide messenger RNA. RefSeq lists its product as uncharacterized. The transcript has 2 exons. Lineage: Eukaryota; Fungi; Ascomycota; Eurotiomycetes; Eurotiales; Aspergillaceae. The record is from RefSeq and is a predicted model, not a curated record. The coding region runs from base 1 to 204 and encodes 67 amino acids.
AUGAACGAGGCCGUCAGCCAGCAGCCGGUAUGCUCUAUCAUCAAAAGCCUCAACAGUUUUGGACAGGAAAAUAUUGACAUUGAACAGCAAGGUCCUGAGGGUAUGAGCCAAGUCCACAUGCGUGGUGGCGGUGAGGAGGGGGAUGUCUGCUGCGGCAUCUGCGCCGGUCUCUGCUGCUUCGAGUGCUGUGAGUGCUGCUGCUAG